Messenger RNA from Paramuricea clavata, 165 nucleotides. The record is from the annotation of a GenBank genome assembly. NCBI's taxonomy places the organism in Eukaryota, Metazoa, Cnidaria, Anthozoa, Malacalcyonacea, Plexauridae.
AUGGCGUUUUCUGCAGGGUUAAAGCAGUUAACUUUUUGGAUACCCCUGUUACUCUUUAAAAACCAGAAAGUGGGUAUAGUUACAGAAGUGGAAGUUUCCGAACCAUUUCGGGAUGACAAUGUACGAGUAGCUGGGAGUAUUAGUGUGGGGAACCGUACCAAAGCG